AUGUUCAAGUGUUUUCCGCUGCCAUUUUGUAAUCGAAAUCUAGAACAAAUCGACAAACGUCAUUGUAAUUUAACAUCUGUACCAGAUGAUAUUCUUCGUUAUACACGUACAUUGGAAGAAUUGUUACUUGAUGCUAAUCAAUUGCAAGAUUUACCGAGGGGUGUUUAUCGUUUGACACAAUUACGUCGUUUAACAUUCAGUGAUAAUGAAAUUCAACGAAUAUUGCCUGAAAUUGGGCAAUUAGUUAACCUUGAAGAACUUGAUUGUUCAAGAAAUGAUAUUGUCGAAAUUCCAGAAAACAUUCGUCAUUGCCGAUCAUUACAAAAAUUUGAUUUCAGUGGUAACCCAUUAGCAAAUAAUCUUCCACCUGGUAUAAUUCAUCUUCAUCAAUUAACUCAGCUAACAUUAAAUGAUGUUUCACUUGCCGAAUUACCGAAAGAUAUUGGCAGUAUUUCGAAUUUACGUGUUCUCGAAGUGCGAGAAAAUUUGCUCAAAACGUUACCUGAUUCGCUUGCACACUUGACAAAACUUGAAUCUCUUGAUGUAGGUUCGAAUGUUAUUGAAACGUUACCAUUUAAUAUCGGUGAUUUACAAUCAUUAAAAGAACUAUGGCUAGAUUCAAAUGAAAUAACACAGCUACCCAAUAAUAUUGGACAAUUGAAACGUUUACAAUGUUUAGAUGUCUCAGAAAAUAAAUUAACAUAUUUACCAAAUGAAAUUGGUCAUUUAGAAUCUUUAACUAAUUUAGAAUUAUCUUCAAAUCAAAUUCAGCAAUUACCCACUACAAUUGGAAAUCUUCAACAACGUUUAUUAAUAUUAAAAAUCAAUUCGAAUAAUUUAAUUAAAUUAUGCAACGAAAUUGGACAAUGUUUGGCAUUGACUGAAUUAAUUUUAACUGAAAAUGCAUUAAAUGAAAUUCCGAAAACUAUUGGAAAUUUAAAACAUUUAACUAAUUUAAAUAUUGAUAGAAAUCAAUUAACACAUUUACCUAUUGAAAUCGCUGACUGUGAAUCAUUAGGUAUGCUCACGUUACGUGACAAUCGUAUCAAUAAAAUACCAUCAGAAUUAUCAAAAUUAAAACAUCUACAUGUACUUGAUUUAUCAGGAAAUCGUUUGUCAAAUUUACCAUGUACAUUACUACAAUGUGAUUUAAAAGCAAUAUGGUUGGCAGAAAAUCAAGCACAACCACUGUUAAAAUUUGCAACUGAUAUUGAUGCAAAUACCGGUGAAAAUAUACUCACCUGUUAUUUACUUCCACAACAGCAACAUGUAUCAUCAUCAAUAGAUACUCUACUGAAUACAUCAAAACCACAAAAUUCAAGUGACGAAAUAAAAAAUAUACAACAACAAUCAACACAGUCGCCAUACUCCGAUCCAGAUGAAUCAACUAUGGAUGAUCGACACGAACGAAAUGGUUCAGUUAAAUUUGUUGAUCAAGCUGAAGCAGGCAAAGAAAGUUCAUUGCAACGACAUAAUACUCCACAUCCAAAAGAUUUACGAACAUGGAAAAAUAAAAUGGCAAAAAAGUAUCAAACUGAUGGAAAUUUACUUCAUCAUGAUCAUCAGCAUCCGUUUCAACCGAAUGCUCAUGGACAUACUGAUUUAAAAAAUUCAUCAAUUUCAUCGGGAACAUCCGGAGCACAACCACAUCGAUCUACUAUAGAUUCAUCGAAUCCUGUACAAGAAUCAUGUAAUUACAUUCCUCCUGAAAUAUGUAUAGACGAUCAUCGUAGUGAUUCUAAUUAUGAACAUGAUGAUCAGACGGAUAGUGAAACGAAUUAUAUUGAAAAGCAUGUUGAAUUUACGGAUGAUAUGAAUAAUGAUGAUACUGUAAAAGAUUUAUCGAGUCAACAGAAACUGCAUAGACGUGAUACACCACAUCAUUUAAAAAAUAAACGCAUUAUUAGUAAAAAUAAUGACUCAUUUACACUUGAGCAAAUUAUGUGCCAUAGUCCGACUAAAUCAUCAAUAGCAAGUGGACGAAAAGAAUCGACAUCCUCAUCUGUACCAGCGAAUAGUCGUCCAAUGACAGUUCAUCGUGAACAAAUAGUGGUCAAUGUUCAUCGUUCACCAAAUACUGGUCUUGGUAUUAGUAUUGCUGGAGGAAAUGGUUCAGCUGCGUACAAAGAUAACGAUUACGGUAUAUUUUUAACAAAAGUUACUGAAGAUGGUCCAGUGGGUCAAGCUGGUUUACUUAUGGGCGAUAAACUUAUUUCUGUAAAUGGAAUAUCAUUAGUAAAUUGUGAGCAUAGUGAUGCUGUAUCUGCUUUAAAGAAUGCCGGUGAUAGUAUUGAAAUGAUUGUAAUGCGUGAAAUCUUACAAUCGUCCGAUGAUUAUUUAUUAAAUAAUGGAGAGUCUAUAAUAAAAGAAGGUGAAAAGUAUUCUACAAAUAUCCAACGCAAUGAUAAACAAGAAGAGCAGUUUGGUUUUUCAAUUGCUGGCGGCAAUCCAACAACAAACGCGAAUGGAAAUGAAAAUUUUUACAUAUCAAAAAUCAAUGAUGAAGAUAAAAAUAGUUCGUUAGCUGUUGGUGAUCGUCUAUUAGCAAUAAAUGGUUAUAAUACAGCUGAUAUUAGUCACGAUCAGGCUAUAGAUAUGAUUAAGAAUGUAGGGAAUAAUGUUGAAUUGACACUUUAUCGAGAAAAAGUUAUGAAUAAAAAUCAAAAUUCAACAUCAACUAUCAUCGAUAAUACAAUUGAAGAAAUACGAGUAGAAAAAGGAAAUGGACCGAUGGGUUUAAGUAUUGUUGGCGGUAUUGACCAAGCAUGUCCUCCAUUUGGUAUUGAACAACGUGGAGUUUUUGUAUCAAAAAUUCUUCCGAAUGGUUCAGCAUCAAGAACAAGUCUUCGUAUUGGUGAUCGAAUAUUAGAAGUAAACAAUCUUGAUGUAUCGCAAGCAACACAUUUAGAAGCUGUACAAGCACUUUUACAACCUUCAAACGAGGUUAUUUUAGUUGUCCGUCAUGAACCACAACCAUCUGGAUUACAAGAAGUAAUAUUAGCAAGACAACCUGGUGAAUCACUAGGUAUUCGAAUAAAUGGUGGUAUCGAUGGUAAAAAGAUUAAUCCUGAUGAUCCAGAAGAUGAUGGAAUAUUUGUUACGGAAGUAAAAGACAAUAGUCCUGCGUCAGCUAUUUUAGCAGUUGGCACUCGAAUAUUGGAGGCAGUCAAUUGUUCUUGUUCGAAACGUUGGUUUUGUUUAUCACAUAAAUCAUCAUCAUCAUCAUCAUCAUCAUCAUCAUCCUACAGUCAUACAUCAUCAUCAAUAUCGACACCUAUUGAUGAUGUUUCAAUACGAGAUUAUUGUGAAACAAGUUUGGAUGAUAUUGUUCAUUUAAAAGGCAUAUUAACAAGUGAAAAAGUAUCAAAACUACUACGACGUACUAAAUCCAGUGGAUAUAUACGAAAGAAGAAGUGUUUGGAAAAGUCUAAAAAAGGAAAAACAAGAUCAUGUUGUUUAUUGAAAUUAUGUAAUUCAACGAAGAAAACUUUCAAUAAAAAUAAAAAAGAUUUAACAUUUACUAAACAAAUCUUUGCUCCAAUUGUUACAUUAAAAGAUGUAAUUUCUACUUCGUUUUCACUAUCGCCAUCAUUAUCAUUACAAAGUUAUGCUAAACCAAUGCAGCGUAUACAAAAUCUAAAAGAGUCGACAGCAAUUUUAAAUGAAACUCCACAAUUAUCUUGUAAAUCGCUAUCAUUUGAUCCGCCAUUAGCAAUAAUGUCAACUCCGAAAUCGUUUCUUGUUCAUUCAUAUACAUCUGUAUCAAAUUAUCGUAUAAAUUCAAAGAUGACUACUCGUCAAUAUUCACUUGAAGAACGAAUUCAUGGUGAAGAAUGCAUUUAUUGUUCAAAUGAUGAUUCUGCAUCUGUAAAAGUCGAUCCAAAUAAUAAUAACUUCGAAAAUUUAUCUCUUCAAUCUUUAAAUCUAAUACAUGCUAUUGAAAUGUAUUUAUCAUCGAAUAAUUCUUCUUAUGAAUUACUUGAUUUGUCAUCCAUAUCAUCAGAACAACAUGCUACACUACAAGACACAAAACAAUUAAGUUUAUGUGAAAUAAAUGAAAUCAUUUAUGCAAUUAAUUCCGAUAUUGAAAACGAAAAUGAACGUAAUGAAAUUCUUGAUUCUCUUGCAUCAUCAUUACGACAAGUAGCAGAAGAAACACCUCUUGUUACGCAAGAGCAGCAAGCAAUAGCUGCUAAUCCUGCUGAUUUACCAGAACAAGCUCCUGGACUUGGUCAGAUUUUAGUUCGAGCUGUUAUGUAUGAUAUUGUAAACAAUCAAAGUUUAUUUGGUGCUCAUUUGGAUGAUGCUCAAAAAUGGCUCAGUACACCAAAUGAAAAUAUCAAUUUACUUAUUUGUCAUGGAUUUAAACCUAAAGAAGUAGUAUCUGCAAACAAUCCAACUUUCAACUUAAGUAGACAAUCAAAACAAAAUGAUGCUUUGUCAUCUCCUAUUUCGUCUCGACCAUUAUUAACCGAACAAACGAUUUCACCAAUCUCAGCAGCAAAAUCCAAUGGAAUAUUAAAUUCAUCUUCACCGAAAAAUGUAUCGAUUUCACCACAACUUAUUAGUCCAAAUUCUCAACCACCACCUGUUCCUACAAAACCAAACUUUCGUCCAUCGAAUGCACCAAUUACACCAGUUAAUGAUGAUAAUCAAACACCAACAACGAAAAAUAGUUCAAGUUUUCCACGAAUAAUACAACCACAAAAUGGUUUUGACAUUGAUGAUCUUGAUCUAUCUAUAAAUGAAUCAGAAAAAUCUUUUCAUGAUAAGAAAAAUUUUUUUGAAAGCGGUUUUAAAGAUUCUGGACCAAAACCAAAACCUCGCCAGUUUAAAUACAUCAAUGAACAUGAACUAUUACAAAUGAAACAAGAAGAAGAGCACAAAAUAAAAUCAAUGAGCCCUACUGAAAUACAGCAAUCUCGAAUAAUAUAUGGUAAUGAUGCAGAAUCAAUGCACACAACAUUAUCUCAAUAUCAAACACCAAAUUAUCUUGCCAAACAAACAUCACCAUGGGGAAGACGUGCGCGAAAAAUACCGCUCGCUAAAUUUUCCCUUUAUUUGCCUGAAGAAGAUGACGACGAUGAUGAAUUCGUUCAACAACAACAGCAAUCCCGAAAUAUUUCUUCUGCUACAAGCAGAAUCCGGUAUGACUUAAUGGAAAACGAUGAAACUAAGAGUGAUUUAGUAUAA
This is a messenger RNA of Rotaria socialis, 5193 nucleotides long. The record is from the annotation of a GenBank genome assembly. Lineage: Eukaryota; Metazoa; Rotifera; Eurotatoria; Philodinida; Philodinidae.